AUGUAUGACGAUGUGUUUGAACAUAUUUUGUGGAUUCUCCAAAUGCCUGAACCAGAUAUCGGCCGUAUAUACAUAUGGACAAUCAGCUGCAUUUUAUUUAUCUGUGUAGCUAUUGGAGCCGGCUGCCUUUUGGUUUAUAUGACCUCCCCUCGUUCUCCAUCCUCGGAUUUCCUUCCCAUUCUUGGUUUUGUCCUUGUUUGCAUGCCUUGGCUGUUUUGGAUCAUAACAAUAUUGUAUCGGAUAACGUCGAGGGCCAUCGGAUUUAGGAUGGUCGCCGGUAACUUGUACGGUAAUAGUAGCGCUACCACCAAGAGUGCUGGCAACAGAAGCACCGGUGGUGGUGGUGGUGGUGGUGGUGGUGGUGAUGGUGGUACAACUGCCUGUAAUAAUGAUAUCGAUGGUGAGAAAAUUCCUAAUGUGGGUGCGGACCCUCGACCGAAUUCUCCUAAAAAGGGUGAAGCUAAAAAUGACGGGCAAGGCAUCAAAAGAGGCACUAGGCCCUCCUCCACCAGUUCAAACGAUGUGUCCAUUAAUUCACAUGAGAGUGAAAUGCCAUUGUCCUCGUAA
Molecule: messenger RNA, 567 nt
Organism: Hibiscus syriacus
Lineage: Eukaryota; Viridiplantae; Streptophyta; Magnoliopsida; Malvales; Malvaceae
Exons: 1
Coding region: 1-567 (188 amino acids)
Source: RefSeq, a predicted model, not a curated record